AUGGUCCUCUCUCUACUGAGCAACAAGACAACUCGCAGCAAUAAACGAGCAUCACUAUCUCCUUCAGCCACUUCUACGACAGCGUCGUCGUCCUCAAAAUCUAUCAAGGCAGCCGGCUCUUCCACUUCUGUCCAGCUGUCCUCCUCCGCCUCGUCCACUCUCACCGAAGCACUACGCAGUAACCCGUUUGCGGCAGGUCCACGGUCUGACUGUGCCACCGCCUCGACAACAGAUAUACGGGUUACGAACGAUACGGAAGACGAGAAACAUCGCGAACUACGAGAACUCAACCAUGCAUUGAAUGUGCUGGCAGGGUUAUUCCCCGAUGUCCAUCCGGAGGUUUUCAGAGAGCUUCUGACCCGGUUUGAUGGCAAAAGCAGGCUGGAAGUUAGUGUCGAACAGCUUCUGAGAUACCGAUCUGAAUGGGUCAAAGGUCGGUGGAAUGUCGACGCUGCUCCUGAGGGGGCUGGUUCCCCUGCUACGACCGAAUAUGAUUACGAGAGAGAAGAUGAGCUGGUACCUAGAGAGGAGCUUUUCCGGAGUCAUGAAUAUAAAGAUGCUGUCAGGUCUGCGCUGGCCUCUGAAUUUCGGUCUCUGAGCAGGAGUACCAUCAAUGCUGUCCUCGCCGAAGGGAAUUUCUCGUACACUCGUGCCCGGCCGACGCUUCUAGGCCUAUCUCAGAAAACAUGGCGCGCUACUCUGGGGAAUAUGUUUUCAUUCAAGAAGAAGAAAGCACCCCAUAAAGAUGACCCACCCCCAUUUCUGGUUUGGCAGAGACGUCUUACUGACGAACUUGAGCCUGUUCUGAGAGGGACGGGCUGUGCAGAGCUGGAUGAAGAGAUCUGGUCUACGUUUAUACUUCCGUUGUUAAAUCGAAGAAGAGAGUUGCAGAUAGACGAGGAUCUGAAAAGAGCAGAAGAGUUGAAUGAAGCAGAAGCACAAGUUAUGAAUGCGCUUUACGAAUGUGAUUGCUGCCUCUCGGACGUUACAUUUGAACAUAUAUCAACCUGCUCUGAGGCAUGCCAUAUUAUCUGCUUCAACUGCAUUCAGCGGACCCUUCAAGAAGCUCUCUUCGGACAAGGAUGGGAUAAAUCCAUCAAUCCUGAGAGGUCGACACUAUCGUGUAUAGCUCCUAUGGCGAACGGGACGUGUCAGGGAACGUUGGAUGCCGCACUUGUCAAGAGGGCAAUCCUAAAGGAGAAAUCCGGACUGGAAACAUAUAGGAAAUUCGAGACCCGGCUUGCCUCUGAAUCACUCACUAAAUCAAACUUGAAGCUAAUUCACUGCCCUUUCUGCGCGUACGCCGAGGUUGAUCCUGUUUUUCAUCCCUCGGUAAAGGGGAUUGUUUGGCGGUUUCGCAAAGCCAGCUUGGCCACAAGUAUCAUAGUCUUCAUCCUGCUUCUGGACAUCGUUCAAUUCCUCCUGAUUCCUCUGGUUCUCCUCCUCUGCAUUUCUCCUUCUGUGUUGAGAACCACUUUUCGCAGGUCGUUGCAGAACAUUUGUCUCAUGAGACGAACGCCACGCUUUAAAUGCGGGAACCCAUCGUGUUCUCGAGCGAGCUGUAUGCGCUGCCAUAAGCCAUGGACUGACCCUCAUACGUGUCAUGAACCAUUGCUCCAGUCUCUGAGGACAACUGUGGAAGCAGCGCGCACGGCGGCGAUUAAACCACUCGGACCGAAGAGCCGGCAGCGCCAAAGGGGCAGCAAUAACGGUGAUAUCCGGCUCAUGGAUGGUGCAGUGGGUGAAGAGCCAGACAAUGACGAUAAUGGCGAGGAGGCGGAAGGAUACAAGCACUUUUGUGAGCAUUUCCGAAUAAACCCGGGUUCCGCCUGCACGGAAUGCAACAAAUGCGACCUCUACCAAACAGAGGAUGAGGAAGCGGUGGCUCAGCGUGCAGGAGAAAAAGCACAGCGGGAAUGGCGGAUUCGUCAGGGCAUGGAGGAUGGCAUUGGGGGUUCGCCUGUACCUGGAGUUGAAGGAGCCGGUGAUCAGCAUAAGCCCACUGGGGCCACGCUUGGUAGUAUGGCACGGGUAUAUAACCGGAAUUUACAGUUUGAUGUUACCAGCGGAGCUUGGAGAUGCGGCUGGAAGUUCUGGACGAAGGAUCUCUGGCAGGGUCAACGUUGGAAGAUGGAAAUCCAGCUUCUAUUUGAUAAUAUCAUUGACUCUCUCGUCGUUGUAAACGCUACAUGA
Molecule: messenger RNA, 2193 nt
Organism: Microsporum canis CBS 113480
Lineage: Eukaryota; Fungi; Ascomycota; Eurotiomycetes; Onygenales; Arthrodermataceae
Product: TRIAD3 protein
Exons: 2
Coding region: 1-2193 (730 amino acids)
Source: RefSeq, a predicted model, not a curated record